Molecule: messenger RNA, 4581 nt
Organism: Gadus chalcogrammus (walleye pollock)
Lineage: Eukaryota; Metazoa; Chordata; Actinopteri; Gadiformes; Gadidae
Gene: mybl2b
Product: v-myb avian myeloblastosis viral oncogene homolog-like 2b
Exons: 15
Coding region: 1653-3560 (635 amino acids)
Biological process (GO): regulation of DNA-templated transcription
Cellular component (GO): nucleus
Molecular function (GO): RNA polymerase II cis-regulatory region sequence-specific DNA binding; DNA-binding transcription factor activity, RNA polymerase II-specific
Source: RefSeq, a predicted model, not a curated record
AUCAUUAUUAUUUUUAUUAUUUUUAUCUUAUUGUACAGCACUUUGGUCAGUGUAUGCUGUGUGUAUAUGUGCUCUAUAAAUAAAACGUACUUACUUACUUACUUACUAAUUAAGUCACCGGUUGCACCAACUGGGCGUAACUAAGCCUGGUCGUAACUGCUUAAGUAGGUCUUAGUUACGACCUGGCGUUAGAAUGGAACUAACGCCGGUUGCACCAACGGGACUUACGACUGGUCUCAACUACGCCCGGUCUUAGCCAUGCGCGGCCAUGUGAAUGUUCCAUGUAAUGCGCAUAUCACCGCGUUGCUAGGAUACCUCGUGACAACAGCUGUUUACUAUUUUACUUGACAUGCUGUUGGACACCGAAAUAAAUAAUUCAUUCGUUCACUCAUUGUCAUUCAUCAAUUGUGUUAAUGCCAAUAAAACACUGCAAAUGAAUAUAAUUAAAAUAUGUAUUUGUAAUGUCUGGUUUACGACGAGCAGGCAUUUAGACGGGAAUGGUUCUUUUUGACAGAAGCAAUGCAUUGAACAUUAUCAAAUGACACGGAGCUAAAUUGAGUUGUUUUGAGACUGUAGGAGAGUUUUGCUUAAUUUGUCGGCCUAUAUAAAACAUAUAAACAUAGUUAAAACAACAUUCGCAACUGAUUAUAAGUUGAGAACGGACUAAUCGGCCAGCGAUAUCUUCCCGACAGGCAGUCGAUCUGUGAACACUGAUCAUAUCGCCGGCUGUGCUUUGAAAUGCAGUUUAGUGAAGCGUACUGAGCAGUUGCAUUGGAUUGGAUGUAAUUGCUAUAGAAACAGCCUGGAAUUUCAACUCUACGCCUGCCCCUGACCAGGCGUAGGAUUUACGCCUGGUCUUAGUGAAAAGAACGCUAAGCCCAGUUGGUGCAACCGGCGUAACGGUUAGGUUGGACUUAGAACGCCAAGUUACGACCAGGCGUAGUUACGACCAGGCUUACGCCCAGUUGGUGCAACCGGUGCAACAAUCUGCAACAAUCGGUGCAACAAUCGGUGCAAUCCGAUACGAAACAUUUCUCCACACUUCGUGUUUGCCCUAUUUCUUGUUCGAUAAAUGGACGAGGAUUUUUCAUAUAUAUGAAAAAAGGUAGCCUAGGCCGACUUUAAAGCCACCGAUAGAAAUGAUCUGAUUUCAAUCGUGAUCAUUUCGUGAUCAUUUUCGCAUUGAACGUGAUAACUUAGACCAAAAACGAAUUAACACCGGUGAAUAUGACUCUUGCUCAGAUGGACAUACAACGUGUAAGUACAACAUACAUUUUCAUGAAAGGUAUCUUUUAUUAAGUAUAACAUUUUCGGAAGACAUAAUGGAAUAUUGUGGGACAUUUUGUAGGCAGUUGAGAACUGCACUUUGCGCACCACACGUUGCGCAAGUGCGUCAUAUCCUUGUUUCCAGGACAAAAUAAGGGCGCGCGAUAAGAUUACUUGAGCGGGGACAACAAGCUUUCCAGCUGAUCGAUUCGUCCGCCUUUUUCAACACAACGGCGAACAGUUUAAUAUUGAAGUGCAGAUACAAGUAUCUCCCAACAAGUAAUCUGGAGAUCACGAUCUAUUAUCGAUAAUACAUGCAUUUGCACGUGCAAGAGCAAGCAUAUAUAUAUAACUAAUUCUGAUUGUAAACAACUGUUGUCUGGGCGAUGUCCUGGUGGUCGAGAGGCGAAGAUGGCGAAGAAGCCAUGUGUCAGGACACGGAAUCCGACGUGGCAGAAGCGAAGGAUUGUGGAAAAGUAAAGGUUAAAUGGACGCAGGAAGAGGAUGACAACCUUAAGGCGCUGGUUCAAAAAGUGGGACCUGCUGAUUGGAAAUGCAUUUCAAACUUCAUACCGAAUCACACUGAACAGCAGUGUCAGCACCGGUGGUUCAAGGUUUUGGAUCCAGAUCUAGUCAAAGGACCAUGGACAAAAGAAGAGGAUGAGAAGGUCAUAGAACUGGUCCACCAGUAUGGGAACAAGCAGUGGGCGUUGGUUGCCAAACAGCUGAAAGGCCGCCUGGGGAAGCAGUGUCGAGAGCGCUGGCACAACCACCUGAACCCCGACGUGAAGAAGUCAUCCUGGAUGGCCGAGGAGGACCUGAUUAUCUACAAGGCCCACUGUGUGCUUGGAAACCGCUGGGCAGAGAUAGCCAAACUGCUUCCUGGAAGGACGGACAAUGCCGUAAAGAAUCACUGGAACUCCACCAUUAAAAGAAAGUUGGAGAUGGGCUUCUUUGCUGGGGCGGUCUUCAAGCCAAAUGAGUAUGAGGAGCUGUUGGCUCGUGCUGAUAAAGACUUGCAGAUGCCCCAUAGCUCUGAAGCGGACAAGGAGCCAGCACAGAAAAUAUCUACCCAGGAAAUUAUGACUCCAACUGACCAAAAAUGUGCUCAAAGGAUAGCAGCUCCUUCUGUGGAUCCUCAUCCUCCUUCUUCGUCUUCGAAGGAGACGUUGAGCCCCAAAAUGGAGCCUGACGCCUCAGCAGAAACCAGCUGGGUGGUGGACAGCUCUGGCUUCCUCUCCCCCACCGGCCCGGUGUUAAAAGAAGUGAUGGACAUGGUAGAUGGGGACAUCGAUGGUUGGUGCAACCUUUCGGCGUUCGACCUGGCUGAGGACAUCCAGAGCCCCGAGCGACACCAGUUCCGCCUGGAAGGCAGCGCUCUGCAGGAGCUCAGCAAGGGCAACAAAGGCGAGCUCAUCCCCAUUUCUCCAGGGGGCAUCACGCCGCCCUCCAUACUCCACCGACGGAGCCGCCGCCGCAUCGCCCUGUCCCCUGGAGACGGCAACUCUAUGACACCCAAGAGCACGCCCGUUAAGAUCCUGUCCUUCUCUCCCUCACAGUUCCUUAACAUGUGGACAAAGCAGGACUCCCACGAUCUGGAGAAUCCAUCCCUGACGUCCACACCGGUAUGCAGUCAGAAGGCCACCGUCACCACCCCGUUACAGCGAGACAAGACACCCCAAAUCCAGAAGGAAAACUCUGUGUUUAUUACACCAAAUCACAAGUCAGAACUAUGUACUACUCCACGAACUCCGACGCCAUUCAAAAAUGCCAUGGAGAAAUAUGGACCGUUGCAGCCUUUGCCUCAGACUCCUAACCUGGAAGACGAUCUGAACGAAGUCAUGCUCCGGGAGGCUGGGAUUGAACUGGUGACGAUCCAGAGUACUCCUGAGCCUCGCCGCAAAUCCAUGCAUCGACCUCCUAUGAAGAAAGUGCGCAAGUCUUUGGCGCUAGACGUAAUCGACUGUAGGAAGACACUAGCCACCAAACUCAAACCUAAUAAGCCUGAACCAAAACGCUCCACACAGGCGGAGACUUCGCUCUCCAUGACCCUGGACCUGUCGUCUUCGUUUUGCACCAAGAGGGAUGAGAACGUGUUGGACCAAGGCUUCCUCAUGGAGCCCAGCGAGUGCAGGCCCCAGCCCUGCUCCCUGCCUCUUAAGCCGAUGUCAAAAGACUGGGAGAUGGUCGUGUGUGGAAGAACCAAGGACCAGCUCAUAAUGACCGAGAAAGCCAGACGCUACCUGCGGUCCCUCCGAUCACGAACCGCAAACCGCGCGCUCAUCCUGUCCUAAUUGCCCUUCUUUCUCUAGACUCUCUCCUUCAAACUCUUUUAAUUCCUCCACAUGCCAAAACGAGGUCACCAUCGUCCUAAUUGGCUCAGAUUUUAGAUUAUUCAAACAAAGCAAUGAUUUUGAAUAGUGACAUUUGUAAAACUAGUGUAUUAAUGUAAUAGUCUGGAUUAUACCCAAUCAUUUAGCUGUGUGUGUGUGUGUGUGUGUGUGUGUGUGUGUGUGUGUGUGUGUGUGUGUGUGUCUUUACAAUAGGUCACUGGUUCAAAAUACCCUUUUUGUAGGUGGUUUUGUAAAACGAUAUGCAAAUCCCUUUCUGUCAAGACAUUUUUGCACUUGAAAUCUGUUUGGGGAAAAGCAAUAAUGAAUGUAAAUGAUUGAUCAGAAGGAUUGUAAGCGGGGGGGGGGGGAAGAGAAUGUGAUUUGUUAUUAGUCACCUGAUGAGUACAAAGCAUAGUGUUUUAAUAGCGUUUGAAAGUACGCUCAGGUUAUGUACAUUACACAAUGUAAAAAUAAAUAAAAGUAUUGUAGAAUAAGAAGCAAUGAAGUGUCCCGAUUGGUAGAUGUAUUGUAUGGAGACAUAAAAAAAGGAAACCGCAUGUAUAUUUACAGUUCUUAUUGUCAUUCGUAUUGUUUGCUAUCAAUGGCAAAGAGCAUUGCGCAGACGUUAUGAUUCCGGGUGUCGGAGCAGCUGGCCAAUGCUGCGCUUCCACAUCAAUGCAAAUUAACGUCAGUAUUUCGCCGAGGAGAUAAAAUGAAGCACACUAAUUUUAAUAUUUCUUACAAAAAAUAAAUUGCAUUUUAAUGUGUAUUAAUCUUAACAUGUGAACAAUAACUAGGAAUUAUUUUAAAGUAAAUGGAAAUGGGACUACACAGUAAAUAAUUAACUUCAUGGUUGGUUUUCAAAGUAAUGGUUUAAACUGACGGAAGCGCUUGGUGCACUCUUAUGAAAGGUCAAAAUCCGAGAAAAAUGACACUAGUUCAUCUUACAAUACACAUCUUAAGUGAAAUGCAUGUAAUAAAC